AUGCUCCUUGGGAAGCACGUGGGCGAAAGGAGGAGAUUCAUCGGCCCGUCGUCACUCGCAAGCCUUCGGCCUCGAAAUGAAGUUGGGAGCUCGAUUUCUGCUUGGCACAUCGUCUUGAAAGAUCCAGAGCCAGGGACAGCAGUUUGCGAUGCGCUGGCGCGCCACGACAGCUUGAGCAAGCGAUUCGCAGCAUUGUCCAAGAGAGCAACUUUGGUAGCGUUGGCUCCCGGCACGGGCAAAUCUACCCUGACUGUCCUGCUCAACGAGGCGCUGGCAAGAAAAGUAGACCCAAUGCAAUUUGUCGAGCUUCACAUCGGAAGAUUGCCGAAGUCUGUGCACUACACGGCCCUGGCUUUGAGAGAAGCUCUGGGGUUCAAAGCUCCUGUUUGUGAGUACUUCGCGGAUUCCGAUGUGGUGCUUGAGUCGCUUGACCCACGCUGGAGACCCCGUGCAGAAAAGCUGAUGGCGAUCGCUGAGACGUCAGGGCGGAUGCCUCCAGGAGCAUAUGAGGAGCUCAUCUUGGACUUCUGGGAGCAGGUUGAUCCUGCGGAGCUCCCGCAGGUCCUGCUCAUGAACAAUUACGGGUGUGAGGAGGCCCCGUGGUUCACACUCCGUGCCAAACUGCCGCUCAAAGAAAUGGAAAGUCGGUGGAGAGGCAGAAUCUCAUCGGAACUGAGUGAUGCUGAGGCGGAAAAGGCGACUCGCAGCUGCCGUUUUGGGUGGCACGACAUGAUCGGGGAAGUCCUCGAGUUCCCUGAGAUUGUACAGGCAUUAGUUUGCUUGGCAACGACCCCUACUGCCUUCCGUCUUGGCUUGCCACAGGAGCCGCAAGAGCCGCAGCCCGGGGGGCUCUCCGCCCAGGCCUUGUUCGCCACAAUGAGCAAUACCACCGUGAGCACCCUCCUUUCCGCACGUGUCGUGGAAACGGCGCAAGGAUGUGCCUUAGGUGCCUUGGCCUUUCUGCCAGCAUAA
Molecule: messenger RNA, 972 nt
Organism: Symbiodinium natans
Lineage: Eukaryota; Dinophyceae; Suessiales; Symbiodiniaceae
Source: the annotation of a GenBank genome assembly